Molecule: messenger RNA, 642 nt
Organism: Lineus longissimus
Lineage: Eukaryota; Metazoa; Nemertea; Pilidiophora; Heteronemertea; Lineidae
Exons: 3
Coding region: 45-527 (160 amino acids)
Source: RefSeq, a predicted model, not a curated record
UCCGCGACCUGCGCAAUGGUGACGUACGAGGCAACCUUGUCAGGAUGAAGGCCGAUAGGUUCACAGUGACACCUGGUGGAGGGAUAUUCAAAUCAUCGGCCGAUCCAAACAUUAGGAUCUAUUUCCCUGUAAAUGCCGUGGACAAUCCUAUGGAUAUUGUUUUACAGAUCGAGAAAGUCGACCAGGAGGCGCUACUGAGUGCCAAACUCCGCAGCCGGACCGUCGACAACAUCCUCGCCAUGGGACACAUCAUACAUGUCUGGCAGAGUGUCAACGUCAACUUUAAUGAGCAGGUUGCCUUGACGAUACCGGCGCCACCCACACCACAGCGGGGGAAGCUUCACGUGAUCACGUAUCGGGAUGAUAACACGUGCGCCCCGUGUAGUUCGGGCUACCGCAUCAUUAAUGGUUAUAUGACCAUAAAUGCUUGGCAUUUCUCAGGGAAAGGUGCCGUGCUGACGAGGACCAAAUGUAAAUACAAGGCCUGCAAGUCGGUGGAAACAUUACUGAGGAGCUUCUACAUAUAAAGGGAGGACAGGGUCGGAAACUUCAUCACAGGAGUGCCAGAACUCACGGCAAAUCGGUGAAAGAAACCCGUCCUGUGACAACUUAGUAACUGGUCUGGCCAAAGAAUGAAAGGAA